AUGCAAAGGUUUAACAUACAAGACAUGCAAUCGAUAUACAUGUUACCUGCCGCUUCCAAUCCAAAUUCAUAUUAUAAGUGUAUGAAGAGCAUUUGUUCUGUUGUUGGUGAGUCCUUACAUCUUUACAACUUGAAGAAGGUCGCCAUAAAUGCCGAUGAUCUUAAUGAGCUGUUAGGAUAUAACCAUUACCAGAACAUUGAAACUGUGAUCAAAGAUGCGAAGUUUCUAUUAAAACAAUUGAGUUCAAUAGAUGUUCCUGAUGAUGAUUCUGAGAUAAUGAGAAUCGAUUCUCAUAUAAUGAGACGCAUUGCAGAGUUCUCAAAAGAGGCAACAGUCCUAUUGAUAUAUCAGUUGAUAUACAAUAAUUCAUCUAGGACAACCACAACUUUGCUUCAAGUUAUGAAGAUGAUACCUUUACUUCGAGAAUUGUUUGAAUUGUAUCAUUCAAAUCAAAACUCCACGCAAGUACUUUUAAUACUUCCUAUUUUUGUUCUUGGUUGUAACCUUUAUAAACAUUCUUAUCGGAGGUGGUUCAUUGAAAAUAUUGACCGGAUUUAUUUGAAAACAAAAACUGCUAAAAUUUUGACUGUUAAAACAUUGGUUAAAAAAGUGUGGACCUUGGACGAUAAUGGUAAUAAACCAGUACAAUGGCCGGAAAUAAGUGAGCACGAGGGACUAUUAUUGCCUUUUUAUAUCUAA
Messenger RNA from Meyerozyma guilliermondii ATCC 6260, 699 nucleotides. RefSeq lists its product as uncharacterized. The record is from RefSeq and is a predicted model, not a curated record. The coding region runs from base 1 to 699 and encodes 232 amino acids. Lineage: Eukaryota; Fungi; Ascomycota; Pichiomycetes; Serinales; Debaryomycetaceae. The transcript has a single exon.